Mercenaria mercenaria is the source of this 2636-nucleotide messenger RNA. RefSeq names its product myeloperoxidase-like. The record is from RefSeq and is a predicted model, not a curated record. Gene Ontology annotation, biological process: response to oxidative stress. The coding region runs from base 1 to 2340 and encodes 779 amino acids. The transcript has 18 exons. NCBI's taxonomy places the organism in Eukaryota, Metazoa, Mollusca, Bivalvia, Venerida, Veneridae. Gene Ontology annotation, molecular function: peroxidase activity; heme binding.
AUGAAUCCUCUAGAUAGGUUUUAUUUAAAUAAGAAGUGUUAUAUUGGAAGUGGUCAGAGAACGGCUGUGCAUAAUGAAUCCACUAGAAGUGUUUUCUUGGAAGUGGUCAGAGAACAGCUGUGUAUAAUUAAUCCACUAGAAGAGUUUUAUUGGAUCCACGAUGCUUUCAAUGGAAAAGAAAUUGCUGCACAAAUCGGGAAAGCAUUAGAAAAAGGCGAGAAAGCUUUCAUAAAAAUUGAAGAUAACGAAAAGCAAAAACAAAAAGACGGGAUAGACAAAACGAACAAGACAACAGCAACAGACCAACUGGCAUUGAUUGCUGCACCAGAAGAAGACACCAGAAAACUUGCAAAGAAAGCCAGUAUCCAGCUGGCGGCUUUAAAGGAGCUCCUUUUAAUGUCGGUUGCAGUAGAAUAUAUUCUAAACAAUCUACAUUGCAUUUUCAGGGAGAACCUGAACAUAUACAGUUUAAAAGCAAAUAAAAAGUACCUACGCCUUUGGAAGCAGAAGUUUCACGAAUACUGUCCAGGAAUUUACACUGGUACAACAUGUGAUCCCAAAGCCUACUACAGAACAGCAGACGGCACUUGCAAUAAUCUACAGAAUCCCACCUGGGGCGCGCUUUUAUGUCCGCAAAGGAGAGAAAUUCCACCCAUGUAUUCUGACGGUAUUGAUGCACCCCGAGAUCGCGACUUGUUAGGUUAUCCCCUCCCAAGUGCUCGAGUGGUCAGUAAUGCACUGUACAAAGUUGAAGGGAAAUCACCAAGGAACGAUAAGCUCACGAUGAUGGUCAUGCAAUGGGGUCAAUUCAUCGACCACGAAUUUGUAGCUACACCUAUCCUUAAAGGUGAAGAGGGAGCUAAUAUAGAAUGUUGCGGCGAAGGAAACGAAAAUAGGACACAAUGCUUUCCUAUCCGUAUACCAAAUGACGACCCCUUCUUCAAUAAAACGUGUAUGGGAUUUGUACGUUCUGCACCCGUGUCAGAUCACAAUUGUGAACCAGGUUUCCGGGAGCAGAUGAACCAAGUGACUUCAUUCAUAGAUGGCUCUGGAAUAUAUGGCUCUACACUUAACAGCACCAACGCAUUGCGUACAAUGAACAACGGUUUGCUUAAGACAUUCAAUGAUAGCAGCGAAACAGAUAGUAAACUACUACCCAAGGAUUCCAAUGACAAGUGCACACUUGAAAAGCCAGAAGAUCGCUGUAACCUAGCAGGAGAUGCACGUGUUAAUGUGGUACCAAGUCUUGGUUGGAGUCACACGUGCUUUAUGCGAGAACACAACAGAAUUGCACGAAAGCUUGCAAAAGUUAAUCCGCACUGGGAUGACGAGACGUUGUUUCAACAAACUCGACGUAUAAUGGCUGCAAUUAUACAGAUUAUAAACUAUAAAGAAUACUUACCUGCCAUACUUAACGAAGAGACAAUGAAGAAGUACGAACUCAACUUGAACACAAAUUCGUAUUCAUGUAAAAAAUGUUACAAGCCGGAAUUGAACCCGACAAUUUUCAACGCCUUUGCUGUUGCAGCAUUCAGGUUUGGACACUCACAGAUCGCCGACUAUCAGGCUUUGAUGAGCAAACAGUACAAGUUUAUUGAGAAGAAACCUAUCGAAACAACAUAUCAUCGUCCACAUAUGAUAGUGCAUGAUCAUGGAACUGGAUUAGAUGGAAUCGCUCGAUGGCUGGCAGCCGAUCAUAGCCCGCUUGCUGAUAGCCUAUUUGAAGAUGGUACUAGAAAUAAGCUGUUUAUGGACAAGCAGGGCAACAGUCUUGACCUUCCGGCGUUAAACAUACAACGCGGCCGGGACCAUGGAAUCCCAGGGUACAACCAUUGGAGGAUCCAUUGUCGUCUUGACAAGGCUAACAUGACAAAGGACGGAGAAUUUAUAUUACCUGACCACAACGAGAAUGAAACACACAAGUUAGAGCAUACUUACAGAAAUGUUGAUGAUAUAGAUCUUUUUGCGGGUGCAAUGACCGAGACUUUACUACCUGAUAGCUCAGUUGGACCAACGUUUGCUUGUUUGAUAGGUAAACAAUUCGGAAAUCUCAAGAAUGGCGACAGAUACUGGCACGAAACUCCGGACCAGAUCAUCAGAUUCACAGAAGAUCAGCUGGCAGAGCUCCGAAAUGUGACAUUGGCAAGGGUUAUGUGUGAUAAUUUUGAGAUAGACAAGAUACAACCAAAUACGUUCCGAGUACCAGGACCCGGAAACGAAAGAGUGGACUGUACCCAACUGCCUGCAAUCGAUUUAGACAAAUGGAAAUCGUGUACAAAAUUGUUACCAGACGGCAGGCCUAAUUUCAAGAGAAACUGUGGGAAGAAAAGAAAUGUUUGAACUGAUAUUCAAUAUUAAAUAUAUGAACAGUAAUAAGCUAUAAGGCCUAAAAAAUGUUUGUUUCCGGUCCUGACCUAUCCUUUUCUUUUGGCACGACCCUAAAUGUUUUUAUGGCCUUGGAGAUUUUUUGUUUCAAUUUUUUAACAAAAAGUUGCAGAACUGCACUUUUUAUGCUUUAAACAUGGUCAGUGAUGUUAAAAAUCAACUUACUGAUGCUCUUAAGCUCUAAAGGCAUAAUCCUCGUAUUUGUACUCUUUUUGACACAAAACUAAUUACCGAAAAGUCCCACUUAAUAA